Messenger RNA from Nasonia vitripennis (jewel wasp), 2596 nucleotides. Its product is annotated as bcl-2-like protein 2. Gene Ontology annotation, biological process: intrinsic apoptotic signaling pathway in response to DNA damage; regulation of apoptotic process; extrinsic apoptotic signaling pathway in absence of ligand. Gene Ontology annotation, cellular component: mitochondrial outer membrane. Lineage: Eukaryota; Metazoa; Arthropoda; Insecta; Hymenoptera; Pteromalidae. The transcript has 4 exons. The coding region runs from base 691 to 1581 and encodes 296 amino acids. Gene Ontology annotation, molecular function: protein heterodimerization activity; protein homodimerization activity. The record is from RefSeq and is a predicted model, not a curated record.
GCUGCUGCGCGCCGCCGAGCCAACACACACAUCGCGCGGCCUCCGCUUCUCUCUCUCUCUCUCUCUCUCUCUCUCUCUCUCGUUCUCUCUCGUUCGUCGAGCGUCAAACUUGUAUUGUAUGCUGUGCGAGAGUGGCAGCAGCCCAGGAUCGAUCCGUCCCGGGUUAGGUUAUUAUAUUCGAGGACAAGACCGUCCGUCUAGACGUGUGUGUGAGUGUCGCGAUUGCACUGUAUACUAACUGACGCCGAGUGCAUCGCGCCGGAGGAUGAUUCGGCUGGACGAGCUGCUUUUGGGUUAGCUUCAGCGUUCAUUUCGGAGCAACGAGGGGCACGCAGGACAGCAGAGGAGUCGCUAGCUACCCUCCUGCAGGAAGCGGACUCCCCCUUUUUCUGCGGAGCGAAACAGAAUGGAAGGCGCCAGCUGUGCGGAGAGUCGACGUUUCCCCAGGACCCCAGGCCGACGAGACUUGAGAAGCUGAGCGUCGCCGAGAGAGGAUUGGGGAAGAAAAAGAAGUUAUAGAGGCGAAUAAGAGAAGAGAGAAAGCCAAGCGGUCGACGCACUAGGUCGCGCGGUUCCCACACGCGCCACACAAGUCGCCGCCGCUCUAAAGAGAGAAAAGAGAAGCAGAGAGCGAGCAAGAGAGCGAGAGAGCUGCAAGAGAGAAAGAGCGAUAGGUAGGCGCAGGAGAGGAUGGCCGGCGAGCGAGCGGCGAACAAUGCGGAGGGCCGCAGCGGAGGAGGCAGCGGAGCGCGGACCGGGCCGACGAUGGUGGAGGGGCUGGUGGCAGUCGCGCGGGGGGAACCGCAUUCCAGAGUGGGCGGCAUUCUGGAAUGCGACCCGGCUGCGGCUGCGGCGGCUGCGGCGGCUGCCCCCGGUAACAGCACCGGCAAGAGCACCGACGAGCAGCAGGAACAGCAACCCGCGGCGGCGGUCGUCGACGGACUCUGCCGGUACGCCGCUGGGGCGACCAGCGGCGGCAUGUCUUUCGUCGAGGUCUGCCAGAUUCGAUUGCAACAGCUGUUUCCACAAUUGACACCACCUCCAAGAUCCAGUCUCUGCGAGGAUUCCAUAGAACUGACAGCAGAGUGUCUCGCUAAUGAUGUGAUCAGAUAUCUCUUAAAGGAAGAUAUUUAUAUGAUAUCUAGAGAUCCUAUAUCUCGCAGCAUGCGUCACAAUGUUUAUCAGAUGCUCAACAAACAUAGUAUACUCUUUACAAGUAUGGUCAAUCGACUAAAUGUGGUACCAGAUACAGCUUACGAAGCAUUUAUGGGAGUGGCAGACGAAUUGUUCCACCAAGGCAUUACAUGGGCUAGGAUAGUCUGUUUGUAUGCUUUCAUGGGCAGGUUAGCACUGUGGGCACGAGAUAGACGAAUGCACAGCUUGAAGCAGAAGUUGCCAAUGUAUGUUUCCAGAUAUAUUGGUGAAGAAAUUGCACAGUUCAUUAAAAUCUGUGGAGGAUGGGAACAAUUAUGUAUAGAAUAUCCAGUAGCUGAAGAAGUUAGUGGUGCAGUUUGGAGAAGUUUACUGAUGACUGGGGCCACGCUUGGGCUGGUCGCCACAAUACUGUCAGUAACGUCUUGAUUCACAAUCUCGAAAGAUUUUGACGAAAAGAGCGAAUAAUGUUUUCGUCGCGUACUUACAUCCUGUGAUCCUACGAUAAAAGAAGUGUGCUCGCUUUUUAGCAUCGAGAGACGAUUCAGUAUUUUCCCAAGACUCGUGCUCGCUCGAACUAUAGAAAUGGAAGAUAUGUAGCGUUCGUUAAAAACGAUAGUCUUUAUACAAUUUUCUGUCUAUUUUGCAUUCACGAGAGAAUCGCUCAAGUACUUCAUGUGCGAUAAUAGUACAUUACGAUACGUGUGACUUAAAUACUCGCUGCGCUCGGGUGCUAACUGCGCCGUGUAAAACUGAACCAUUUAAGUCAAGAGUAUCGUAUAAAAUUUUAUAGCACAGACUGCUAAAAUCCGCAAGUCUCGCCUAUUCGUGACUGAAGUAGUCCUUAUUUGCACCGAGAGGUUAGCGCACGAGCGUAGCGAGUGUGAUAAACACAGUGCAAAAAAGGACUGAUUUAGUCACAGAUAGGCGUGACUUAACAGCGGAUUUUAGCCACACUGUUCUAUAAAGCAAAUUUAAAACACGACAAUGCAAGUUCCCUAUUAAUGUAAUAUCUUAUACCACGUAUAAUCGUCUAGUUCAAUUCCUAAGAUGUCAUUAUUUAAACUAAAUAUUGCAAAGAUAUUCCAAUUAGAUUUGGAAAGAAAUACUCGGAAUCAAUGUUUAGACGUCUAUACUCCAAAAAAUUUUGAAAUUACGAUAAAUUUAGGUAGGCGCAAACUAUUUUGUAUUUAUUUAUAAUUUAUUUUAGGUAGAAAAUAAAUAACAAAUUUAGCUCAUACGAGCGACAGUUGCAAAAGCAAUUCUCAGAAUUGAAUGACUAUAAUGUACUAUAGUCCUUAAAUUUUCACUACAACACAAAGUUACUAUUUUAAAAAUUGACAGCUGCAAACGAAUUUUUAAUCUGGUAUACGUUUAUCGUUUUUUUGUACCUUUAUACAAAUUUUGUACGAAUUUCUGGUGAUAAUAAAUAUUCUUUAAAUAA